Messenger RNA from Meloidogyne enterolobii, 902 nucleotides. The record is from the annotation of a GenBank genome assembly. NCBI's taxonomy places the organism in Eukaryota, Metazoa, Nematoda, Chromadorea, Rhabditida, Meloidogynidae.
UUUUAUUAAAAAUGCGUCAACGAGGUAGACCUCGUCGUUCAUCAAUGCCUGCAGUGGCACAUAAUAAAUCUUUUGAUCACCCUUAUGGUCGUCAACAACAAAGUCCUCCAGAUCGUUAUCAUUCAAAACAAUAUUACAAUAGUGGAGGCCCAGAUAGUGGUGCUGAUGGAGAGGGGGAAGAUGACGAUAGAGAAAGGCAACUUUCUGAUCGUUAUUCAAGAAUUCAAUUGGUAGAUCAUUGUAAUUCAAUGCCGCCUGUUGGGCAAGUGAAGAAUACAGCUGUGAGUUCCUCUGUCUCACAACUUCAAAGCUAUUUUUAUUCUGGUCCUGACCAUCAUCCUUAUGAUGUAACUCAUCCACAACAACAUUUUACUGAACUUAGUUCUUCUGAAUACUUAAACUAUCCACAACGAAUGGACGAUGAGGAAUUUGAUAGAGGUCAUCCAACAAGUCAGGAUGAAGAAGAAGAGGAAGAUGAGGAGGAGGAAGAAUGUGAAGAAGAAAUAUUUGCUUCAGUUGGUCCAUCAAGUUCAAAGAGGAAACGGGCAUUUUCUUUUUCAAGUGCUUCUUGUGCCUCUACAACAAAUACAAUGACAAUUAGUUUGGCAGCAGCAGGUGGAUGUGCGGGGUCAUCAACAAACUUUGCUCCAAUGGAGAAACGUCCAGCAACGAAAAUUUGUCGUGUUUGUGGGGAUAAAGCAUACAGUUAUAAUUUUAAUGUGAUAACUUGUGAAUCUUGCAAAGCUUUCUUUCGACGUAAUGCCAACAAAGAAAAAGUAAUUUUGGGGGUUUUUUACAGAAUGAGGUUGCAAAGAAUUGAGCUAGACAAUCUGGAAGAUCCUUUCGAAGGAUUCUUUCGAAAUCUUUUGAAUUUUUUUGUAUAUCUGACCAAGGAAAUUUAG